Triticum dicoccoides is the source of this 3261-nucleotide messenger RNA. Its product is annotated as disease resistance protein RGA5-like. The record is from RefSeq and is a predicted model, not a curated record. Lineage: Eukaryota; Viridiplantae; Streptophyta; Magnoliopsida; Poales; Poaceae. The transcript is spliced from 3 exons. Gene Ontology annotation, molecular function: ADP binding. Gene Ontology annotation, biological process: defense response to other organism. Bases 191 to 3097 code for a protein of 968 amino acids.
ACCUCCCCUUGCCUUCAUUUCCUGUCUCUGCUUCUUUCCCCAUUGCAAUGCUCUCCGGGUAGCCAGCUCGUCGUGAUCCGGAUGGGCCGGCGACCGCGGCGGAGGCAUGGAGGUGCAUAACUAAGGAACGGAUCAGAUCUGGAGUAAAGGUUUUUUUUGGGGGUGCUGAAGCAAAGAACAACAGCAAGAUAUGACAACUGCAAUAGUGGUGGGUGUUUCUACCGGCGCCAUGAAACCUGUUCUCGAUAAGCUGUCCAUUCUUAUGGGAGGCGAGUUCUCGAAGAUGAAAAACGUGCGGAAGGAUGUACAGUUUCUCAGUGAUGAGCUUACAAGCAUGAAAGAUCUUCUUGAGAACCUUGCACUUGUGGACGAGCUAGAUCCACAAACCAAGAGAUGGAGAGACAAAGUAAGGGACAUGUCUUAUGACAUUGAGAACAUUAUUGAUGACUUCAGGCGAAAAUUUGUGGAGAAAAAUGAAAAGGAAGGGCUUGCCAAGAAGACUGUUCGGUUCCUUAAAACUUUCAGAGCCCGUUACCAGAUUGCUGGCCAGAUUGAAGGGAUCAAGAAAUUAGUGCUUGAAACUAGUGACAGACGCAACAGGUAUAAGUUCAAUACUCCUCCGCCAAACGAUGUGGCCAUUGACCCACGAGUUGCCAUACUCCAACAAGAUGCAGAUAGCUUUGUCGGUUUGAAAGUGCCAACUGAUGAGCUCGUCGACUGGUUAAAUGACAAGGAGAUGCAUUUGAAGGUGGUAUCCAUUGUGGGAUUUGGAGGUCUGGGCAAAACUACACUCGCCAAUGAGAUAUACCGUCAACCCGAUGGAGGAUUUGAAUGUCGUGCAUUUGUCCCAGUGACACAAAAGCAUAACAUCCCGAAACUUAUUCGUAGUUUACUAUCUGAACUUGGGAGUGAUGCAUGUUCUUAUGAUUGUGAACUAAAUGUUCUUCUCAACAAACUCAAAGAACAUCUACAAAAAAAGAGGUACUUGAUUGUAAUUGAUGAUCUAUGGGAGAAGUUACCAUGGGAUGUUAUUAAAGGUGCUUUCCCAGAUAAUGGCCUUGGCAGUAGAGUAAUAACAACCACAAGAAUACAUGAUGUGGCUAAGGCAUGUUGCUCCCAUCCUCGUGAUUAUAUUUUGGAAAUGAAGCCACUUAGCGAUGAAGACUCAAGAAGACUGUUCUUUCAUAGGAUAUUUAACUCUGAAGAAGCUUGCCCUUGCCAGCUUCGGGAUAUUUCUACUGAAAUUCUCAAAAAAUGUGAUGGUAUGCCCCUUGCAAUUAUUAUUGUAUCAGGCAUGCUAGCAAGUGAAUGCUUAGACCAACAGGAUUGGGAGCAUAUACGGAAUUCACUAGGUUCUGGAACAAAUUUCACGUUGAAAGGGAUGAGAAAAAUCCUAGAUCUCAGCUACAAGAACCUUCCUCCUCACCUCAAGACAUGCUUGUUGUAUCUUGGUAUGUAUCCCGAGGACUUCAAAAUACAGAGGCAUCAUUUGGAACUUCAAUGGAUUGCCGAAGGCUUUAUUAGUAAAGAGAAUGGGCAAGAUGUGGAGAAGGUUGCAAGAAGUUAUUUCAACGAGCUUGUCAAUAGGAGCCUUAUUCAACCUAUAAGAUUUGACAACUGUGGGUUGGUCAUGCAUUGCAAAGUUCAUGAUAUGAUGCGUGAUCUUAUAUUGUGUAAAUGUGCAGAAGAAAAUUUUCUCACCAUAAUAGAUGAACCUGAAGCCAUCACAAAACCGGAUAACAAGGUCCGUCGAUUGUCUCUCCACCUGCAUGAUGAUGAAGUUAAUGGAACAGAGUUAUGGGUUAACAUUAGUCUGUCCCAAGUUCGGACUUUUAUGAUCUUUGGUGACCGUGAUGGUAUGCCUCCUCUGUCACUGUUCAAAUUCCUUCGAGUUCUGCAUAUUGACCUCACUGGAUCGUAUGUUUUUGACCUCACUGGACUGUCCAACAUGCACCAGCUAAGAUAUUUAGCGGUUGAUGAUGAGUGGGGUGCGAUGAAGGUUGGGAUGAAGGUGGAGCUACCAACACAGAUCAGAGGGCUACUACACUUGGAAACACUUGAUGUACGUCAUAGUAUCCAUCAUCCAUUCGAUAUAGUUCAUCUACCAUGCCUGAUGUUCUUGAAUGUGGAUUGGCGUCUCGCUCAAACACCUUAUGGCAUCGGCAACAUGAAGUCCCUGCGAUAUGUAAAACAAUUCGAUUUGAUUAACAACUCACCAGAUAACAUCGAGAGUCUUGGAGAGCUAGCCAGUCUGAGAUUUCUAUCAGUACGCGGCUACCUGCCUGAUAGGAUACGCAUGGAUGCUCUGUGCUCUUCUUUGGGGAAAAUGUGUAUCAGCUUGGAGUACCUUGGUUUGUAUAUCGAAGGCUGCAUGGAUGCCUUGAUGGACUUGUCACCUCCUCCUCGCCGUCUUGAGAGACUCUGGAUGGGUGAUAGGGUAGAAUAUUACUUUAUCUGGCAACUUGAUAGUUGGCCGGCAGAAAUGGGUGAGUGCAGCUGCUUUUUCAAGAUCCCUGGUUGGAGCGCAGAAGCGGAUAAGUGCUGCUUCUUUUCCAGGGUCCCUAAUUGGAUGGGGGAACUCUGUAACCUCAAAGAAUUGGAAAUCAAUGUCUUCAAGCCUGACGUUGGCAUUCUGGCAGAAUUGCCUGCCCUCACUUUUCUCAGAAUAUACAUCAUCAAAGGAUUAACAGAAUUCUUUGUCAUCCACGCGAGAGAAUUCCCUGUUCUAAAACGUUUAGAACUCCGAUUGAGCACCACAUCGUACCUGGCCUUCCAGGCUGGUGCAAUGCCCAAGCUCCAGUGGCUCGGGCUGCAGUUCAGCAGUCUAGGAUGGCACCAAUGCAUGCGUGGACCAGGCGGCAUCCAGCACUUGUCAGCGCUUGAAGAUUUCUUUGCAGUAAUUGAGACCGGCAGUGCUACGAGGUAUGAAAAGACAUGUGCUGAGUUUGCCUUGAAGAGUGCUAUCAAGUUGCAUCCCAAUCAUCCUCGCCUUCACAUCAACAGUUCGCUUCUUGGUGGUUUUAAGUUGGUGCUCUCCCCAUCUGAUGAUUCUGGUGGCGCGGCGGCGCCUCUGAACCGGAGUCCUGACGGCGUCUGAUGAUGACUCCUAUUCCAUGUGCUACCAUACCCCCAUCAACUCAUGUCUUAGCCAUUGGAGAACAACUCUCAGCAGUAUGCAGCAGUUUGCAAUCAGCCUCUGCAUUGUAUCAUUUCUUAUUUCCGUGUGUUUAUUUUCCACUUUUCUUUAUUAUCAUACUGAAU